UGGGUUCUUUGUGAAUGGUCUCCCGCCGGCCACUUAGAACCUCCCCCUCGUUUUCGUGACGUGAUACAAGAACUCUGAUCAAUGUCUGCUGUCUAGACUCGUAGUGUGUACUAUCAGCGGUGCGCAAUUAACUAUAAAGUAAAAUUACAAAAUUUCAGUGUUUUCCAUUCGAGUUACGAGUUUUAACUAUCAGAAAUUUAAUUGACGCCAUAUAAAAAAAAGUAAUUACUUGUCGUAUUUCAAUCGAUCUCACAUUGCUCAUUCGUGUGAAAAAUUAAAAUCGCUACCUAUCAUUUCUUUAACAUUAUUUUUAACUUUGGUCAUUUAACAUAAAUUCUUUGCGCAAUAAAGAGUUCUCUGCAAUGGGUGAAGCUGGUGAAGACGUACAACUCUAUGUCUAUGAUCUGACAGGAGGAAUGGCUCGAAUGUUGGGACCAUCGCUACUUCAGAGAGACUUGGAAGGAAUUUGGCAUAGUGCGAUCGUUGUGUUUGGAAAAGAAUACUUCUACGGUUCCAGUGGUAUUAGCAUAUGUCAACCGGGUACGACGGCCUUGGGCAGUCCGUUGCGGAUACACAAUUUGGGCAGGACUUGUUUGCCGGAAGACGUGUACCAAGAGUAUCUACGCGGCCUGGAACAAGACCGGUUUAAACCUACCAACUAUAACCUGUUAAAGCACAACUGCAACAACUUUACCAACGAGAUCAGUCAGUUCUUGUGCGGCAACCCGAUCCCGGAAUACAUUAUAAAUCUUCCAAACGAAAUCCUCAACACCCCUUUCGGUCAGCAACUUGCACCCGUAUUAGAGUUGUUUUCAAACAGCCUAGGCGUACAUCCUGGUAUCAGAAGAUCAGAGUCUGAUUUUGAAACGCUCAACAACGAUAUCGAUUCCGCCAGAAAACAGUCGGCGCUUUUAGAAGAGAAGCGCAAUAAAUUACAGGAAAAAUUAGAAAAACGAGAAAAGAGAAAGAAAAAAAAGAAAAAGGAUAAAAGCAAAAGUUCCAGCGAACAGCCAUCUAUAGAAUCGGGCCCUAGCUCUAGCAGGCACUGCGGAGGGUAUCGCAGAAGAAUGUCCGAGAACGUCUUGAAUGGAACGAACGGUAUACAACAGCCGGUAGUCGACACCAACGAUGCUGACGACAUUGAAAGAAAAGAACAAGAUUUGAAACGCAAAGAACGCGAUCCACCGAUUAUCUUCAAUGAUGUCGUCAACAUUCAUGGAGAAUUGGAGCGACUGGUCGGUCUAAUCGACGGACGAAUUCAACCAGACGACAUGCAGUUCGUAGCCGAACUCGAUCAGUACAUGUUGGAGAAUGAAGGAUCGUGGGCCUUAGGCGAUGGCUUUCUAGCGUUUGUCGGUCGAUUGCUUAAUGACGACCAGUUGGUUUCGGAGGUGCGCGAAACCAUACUGAACAUAUUGGCGGCCGCCGCGCUUAAAGACGAUGUUAUUUUGAUUCUACACCAAGACAGACGGGAGCAUAUUCUGAUGAACUACGCUAACGGAUUCGACAAACUCCCCUUGCUGGAACAAUUGGCUCUCUCGUUGUUUAUGUGCAACCUGUUCGAAAACAGUAGCACAUCCGAAUGGCUUCUGUACAUCUCCGAGUGGCAGUUGGGCUCGAACAUGGUGAGCAACAUUCGGGUAACCACUAAGGUGGCGGUCAAUUCGUUGCUGUCUGAAGACUCUGUACUGCAAGACCGAGGCACCGCUCUGGUACACAAUCUGGCCUGCAAGGAGAAAAUGUUUAAAAACCAAAACAUUCGGAGACUGUUACCCGCAGGAUCGUUUUCAAAGGUGUUCGACGACGUGGUCGUGGAGCUAGCCAUGGCCGUGCUGCAGUAUUUCAACAGUAAACCCAACGAAGAGCACACAUUUAGAUGCAUGAAGUCUUUGGCUAGGUUCUGUCAGAUAUCCAGACAGGACGUACCGCAACUGAUACAGAUGAUCGGACCACCGCCGUCAAACUUCAAAGGCUUAUCGACCAGAAUCGACGAACAGAUAGGGGAAAUACAAAAUUAUUUACGUUGAACGCGACACUAAUGAGAAUAACACAACAGUAUUAUGUUAUUCAAGUUUUGUGAUCAUUUUUAUUAUUUUAACGAAUUACCCUUUAUUAUUACCUAUCACUUUUUUUUUAACAAAAAUACCCAACUUUUUUUUACGGUAUGUUUGACGAAUUAACUCGACCCGAACGUAUCGUAGCAAACUUUUAUUAUUAUUAUUGUUAUUAUAUUAUAUCAUAUUAUUGCAUUUCGGUAAAACAUUUAAUAUAUUUUUAAGCGCUCGGCAUACGCCAGAAGACUAGUAUUUUUCUCUAA
Adelges cooleyi (spruce gall adelgid) is the source of this 2317-nucleotide messenger RNA. RefSeq lists its product as uncharacterized. Lineage: Eukaryota; Metazoa; Arthropoda; Insecta; Hemiptera; Adelgidae. Gene Ontology annotation, molecular function: peptidase activity. The transcript is spliced from 13 exons. Bases 363 to 2027 code for a protein of 554 amino acids. The record is from RefSeq and is a predicted model, not a curated record. Gene Ontology annotation, biological process: protein modification by small protein removal.